Xylaria bambusicola is the source of this 1521-nucleotide messenger RNA. RefSeq lists its product as uncharacterized. The coding region runs from base 182 to 1258 and encodes 358 amino acids. Gene Ontology annotation, molecular function: DNA-binding transcription factor activity, RNA polymerase II-specific; zinc ion binding. The record is from RefSeq and is a predicted model, not a curated record. NCBI's taxonomy places the organism in Eukaryota, Fungi, Ascomycota, Sordariomycetes, Xylariales, Xylariaceae. The transcript is spliced from 2 exons. Gene Ontology annotation, biological process: regulation of DNA-templated transcription.
CUUACGAUUUUACCACUGCCUGCCAAACCUUAAUCGUGUGGAGCGACCUUGAAAGCUACAGAGACGUUAAUCGACCAUAGAUAGGACUGACGUGGGAGUUCGACUCGCUAGUGUGAACCGGCCAGGUCGUCGGUCACACUCUCUUAUCACCCAUUUCACACGCUCCUCCCAUCCAAUCAUUAUGAACACCCUUUCGCGCCACAUAGCCUGCAAACUAUGUCGCGACAGAAAAGUAAGGUGUGAUGGCGGCCAGCCCUCAUGCGAGAAAUGUCGGCGGUCUGGCGAGACAUGUAUUUACGUGCCGACUCACAAACCUACAAAAGCCGAUUUAGCCCAAACUAUUGAGAGUUUACAGGAGCGAUUAGAUAAAGCGGAAGCGUAUAUAUUGACACACAGUAACACGAGUAAGGCUCCCGCACCAAAUGAGCCAAUACCGCUGCCAACACCUCACUCAGCGAUGGGAGUCGAGUAUCCGGACUGUUCGGGGUUCAAUCUGCCAAUACAGACGGCGGUGCCAGCACCAGAUCCCUUCAUGGCCGCGGGGAUCCACGGCAUACCGCCGACCCCUUUUUCGCAUCAAUCACUGCCCAUGUCACCGGAAAACAUGGACAACGAGUUCAUGAGCUACAUACCCAGCCCGCACAUGAACAUACCCAACGACGCUUCCCACUUCCAAAUGGACGACAUGAGGCGGAUAGACGAGAUGUCCGGACCUGGCACCACCUCAUCCUCGUAUCGGCGUGAGAGUGUCUAUUCGCACAGGCAGAUGCCUAGCCUCCGAGAAGUCAGGAUAGUAAACGGGUCAUCGACAUCGACGACGUCGCCGCCGCCGUCGCCCAGCGGGAGGGGUCAUAGAGCGGACGACGCCAAUCACAUCCUGGCAGAGCUCACGGCCUUCGGAAUGGCCGUGUUCAACACGCAGGCCGAGAUUGCGGGAAUCUCCUCCGUCGUGGCCGAGUACUUGGAAUGGAUGCGCAAGGCGCCCCCGACGAACAACCAGGGGUCACCGAAGGCGAAUCCCGCGGUUCUAGAGACGCUGGAGACCCGUGUGCGCGAACUCAACGCGCUGGCGGGCACAAAACACGCAGAGGCGUGGAGGCAGUCCGUCAACAGGCUCGAGAGGAUACCAGGGGUCGGCGCCAUGCUCAACCUAUUCGACAACGAGAUGCAUCGGCGGAGCGGCGAGACGGCCGAGUUCUUCCAUACCAACUACGACAUAUGCGCGCCGCUCGCGGACCAGCAGAUGCGGAAAGAGUAGCGUGCGUGUCCUUUGCUCGCUUGCUACGACGAUUUACGAUUACGAGAGUUAUCAUAACUGGACUGUAUAUAUAACUCCUAUAUAUACCCCUUAUAUAUAUAUCGUCCUCGAGUUGCACAGUUGCAUCUUGUAUUGUACAUAUUUCCCGGCCACGGGUCCUCUAGCGUGCGUCCUUCAUAAUUAUCAUGACAAUGGAGUUGGGGCCUAUCUUUUGGCUAGCUAGCUGUCUGGCUGGCUGGGUUCUUCAUGUAGACCGAUAUUAG